Thunnus maccoyii (southern bluefin tuna) is the source of this 12800-nucleotide messenger RNA. RefSeq names its product rho guanine nucleotide exchange factor 17-like. The record is from RefSeq and is a predicted model, not a curated record. Gene Ontology annotation, biological process: actin cytoskeleton organization. The coding region runs from base 517 to 8820 and encodes 2767 amino acids. Lineage: Eukaryota; Metazoa; Chordata; Actinopteri; Scombriformes; Scombridae. The transcript is spliced from 24 exons. Gene Ontology annotation, molecular function: protein binding; guanyl-nucleotide exchange factor activity.
CCCACCCCCCUCUGCCCUAUCUCAGGCAUUAACAUGCAAAAAAAACAACAUAAGUCACGGAAAACCAAAUCGUGCCAAAAUAAGGAAUCCACAAACAGUUUGGGAAUUAACGGUGACUGAUGCGUCGGGCCCGUGCAGGCGUGCUGACCUGGCGAUGGGCAGAAGUUUGGCAACAGGAGGGGACAACAAUGGAAAAGUUGUGUUUGUGAACAGGUUGGGAACGUUUUGGCCAAAAAGAAAAACUUGUGGCGCUUUCUUUGCGCGGAUGCGUUUCGUGGAUCGACAGCAUGUAAGUUUUGAUAACAGAGGAGCACUCACCUACUUACUAUAACACGUUAAUGCCUAAUCUUUACUGUUUGAGGCUUUGCCAACAAAUUAAAAAAAAGAGUGAUUCUUGGGUUUUCAUGCCUUUAGGCUGCGAAGGGGGGGAAAUGGACCACAAUUCAAAAAGGUGCUUGGAUCUGUGAUACCCGUGAGGUUAAAAAUGUGUGUGCAUGAAAUCUAACAAAGAAAGACAUGGCAGAAAGAGAGAAGAAGAAUGCGAAUCGCAGCGUCUCUUUCAGAAAGUUGGGGUCUUGGAGCAACAGGAGUGAAGACCAACAACACAAAUCAGAGGAUUUGGAGGCAGCUGGCGUCGCCCUUCCCCCGGAGCCCAGCAAAGCAGAACAGCCCUUGGCGACGCGUAAUGUCAGUGUGUCAAGAAAAGUUUCCAAAAUCUCUGCCACCACCACCACCACCACCACCACCACCGCCGGCCUCCCAACCGCAGAUUCAAAGAGAGGCUCCUCCACUCCUCUCUCCUCUAUUUCUCCAUCCAUCCGCCAGCUCACUGAGAAGUUUAGCAGCAGCAGCAGCAGCAGUAACAACAACAACAGCAGCGGUGGCUCCGACAGGACGCAUAGAGCCUCGCCGGGAGACGGUGCACCAGUGACGCGGGGGAGCAGCACUCUUCCCCGGGCCAGAAGCUCCAGGAGAGAAGGGUCGCCUUCUCGUAAAUCAUUUCAUGAGGACAGCGGUGGUGGAUAUUUCCAGGAUAGUAAUACUACUACUGCAGAGUCUCUCACGGACAAAGUGCAAAAGUUUCACUCUGGCACUGACUCUGUGUCCGGGUCCGACUCGGAGAAGAGAAGUGAAAGGCGGAUUUUUGCACAGUUAGCCGACAGCAGCAACUCUGGUAAGAGAGAUUACUCGCAGAUCAAUGCAUGUACCUCUGAUCCCAAAAAGACUUUGACUACAGAUGAGGAAGAGGAUGUUACUAGUAGAGGGGUUCCUCCGCCCUGUAAAUCUCACAGAAGUUAUAUCUCCCCACACCACAGUGACUUUGUUCCCCCGCACUCUGACAAGUGGCCCAGCGUUACCAAAAUUAGACAAAUUUUUGAUGAGAGACAAAGCAAAGCUACACAGCAGCACAAGACUGACACUUAUGAGAAUUUAAAACAGGUCGGAAGAGGUCAUCCAGACCAGCUCAGCCCCUGUGAGAGUGCCCCUCUGUCGGAUAGAAGUGACAAGCUUGCACCUUGCAGCUCUGUUACUGAAGCCAGAAACCUUCCUUUGCAGGAGAGAUGCAUAGUUGGAGCACAAAGCAGAGAAAGUGGUACUGCUAAAGAGACAUUUUAUUAUGGUAUGGACUUUAAUUCCAAAGCUGACCACCAGCAGUACUCAAAUGAUGAGGAGGCAGACACAGAGUCACUCAGUUUGAGUAACAACAAAGUUUCUGGCAGAAAUACUUUUCAAAGCAGCAGUAGCAUUCAAAGUUGUACUCGGGGUAGUCACUACCAUAGGAUUAACUCAUCUCCAUACAGAUCUCACUGUCCCAGCACUGAGGCAGAGGCUGCCUGUAAGACCCCCAGGACGACAGGGUUGACAUCUGACCCCAACCCUGACCUUCAGCCCCCUGCUACUUCUUCUUUGAGCAGUUCGUUGAGCCUAGACACCUCCUCCUGCUCCUCCUCUCUUCAGCAGCCGACAGUGAGGGAGAGAAGGGAUAGACAGGGGGUCGGGCUGCCCAGGGAUAGUUUACAUUCCUCACAUAGCUCCUCUAGAGUGCAGGCCCCCACCUCCUCCUCCCCCUUCUCUGCUCCAGCUCCAGAUAAAGCCAUUACCUCCUCCUCCUCUACUGUAGCUCCCUCCACUGAGCUAAGAGCCCCGGCAAGAGUUGCCUCUUCCGUCAGUUCCCGAUGGAGGUUUAGCUCUGGAGACGAAGAGGAGGAGCACAUCAGGAGAAGAAGAGGAGGUGGAGGAGGGGGUUGGAGUGUUCCCUCUGGCCCUGCUUCUUCCAUCUCCUACAGAGGAGGAGAGAGGGGUGUCACAGAGCGAGGAGGCAGUUAUUUAUCACGCAGUAAAAAUGGCUGGUGGGGUGCUAAGGGCAUUGGCAGGUCUUCAGGCAGUGAGGAGGACAGUCCUGGUUAUUUAGGGCCCCCCAGUCGAGAGGCAGUGCGCCGCCGCUCGCUAAGAAAGAAGAAGAAGGUCAGUGGUGUUGCUCUAGCAACAGGCCGUGAUGAUUACGAUGAUCAUGAUGGCGAAUCAGAAGACAGUGACAGUGAUACGGCCUUGACCAUGGAGCACUUAGACAGGCACCACCAGCAGAACACGGGAGGAGAAUUUGUAGGUACAGCAUCUCGGAGCCAUUCAGCAAGAGAACCCAGCAGUCAUAGAGCCAGGGUGCAGCAAUGGGAGCGCAUCUCCUCACCUGUGGCGUCCACGACACUUCCUGGUGUAUCACGUGUGUCAAAAGUUAACAUCCCCCCUUUUGUUUCCAGUCCUGGUGGUUCCCGUUGUAGCAGCCGAUACUCCAGCACUGAGACACUGAAGGAGGAGGACCAGACUGGCUGUGGCAACCGUUCAGCAAAUGUGUUUUUCAACACUAGCGGAGCGGGAGGCAGCACCGGCAGAAAUGCAUCCUCGUCCAUGCUGAGUAAAACAUACCAUGGUAAUUUUACCAUGUACCGCUCCCCUAGCUUUGGUCAUGGAGACAACUUCUCCCGUAACCCUGUGCGGGUGCGCCCCAGGAUUGUUCCCGCAGUUACUUCCUCCUCCAGUGUACUUCCCAGAGAAGGAGGAGUAUCUGCAGGCGUUAGGGGUGGUGACACCAUGGCAUUAAGGAGGACAACAGGUGGGCAGAGGGUAGAUGAUAAAGAUAAGAAUCGGAUAUCCAUGUCCAACCCUGAUAUCACAUCAGAAACAAUGACACUCUUGAGCUUCCUAAAAUCUGACCUGUCAGAGCUCAGGGUGCGGAAAACAAGUGAGGGGGACAGAUCCGGGGCUGUGGAGGGGUCAUCAGUGUACAGGAUGGGCUCACGGAGUCAUGGUGGGACCCUCCUGCCUUCUGGUCGACGUCCGUCACUGAAAGACUUGACUGCCACACUGCGGCGUGCAAAAUCCUUCACUUAUUCAGACAAACCCACAACAGCUGUGAGGUGUUACUUAACAGCUGGCCCCACCAAGAGAAGUUCCUCUGAGCAACAGCUUGACUUGGAUGGAGAGAGGGAUGGAGGGAGGGUGUCUGUGUCAGACAGGGAAGUAGAAAGUGAUGGAGGUGACUCUAGGGUCAGAAGAGGACAAAGGGUGAGGGGUUAUGGCUAUGAUGAUGAUGAGGUGAUGCCAACUCCACUACAGGAGAGGUAUGUGCAGGAAGCCAGGCAGGUUAUUCGAGAUAUCUGCCAGAUGAGCACUAGAGAAGAUGAUGAUGAUGAUGUUGAUAUAAGGAGAACUGUGGAUGACUUGGAGAAUGAAUGUUUCCAGGUCAAGAAAACAAAUGAGGAGAGGGAGAAAGCAGGAGUGAGAGUUAAGGAUGAGGUAAAGACAGAUCAAGAGGCUGAGUUUAAGAACACAAAGGAUAGGGAUAAACAUGAGAAGGAGAGAGAGAACAGAGAGAGGGAGAGGAGCGAGAGGGAUGGACAAAGUAUGCAGCUGGAGAAGCUAAACAGCAGGGGCACAGAGUACAGGGAGAACGCAAAGAGGCAGAGCAGAGAGACUGAGAGAGCCUUACUGAAGGGUGACUCGGAGGAAAGCAUGUUCUACGACCGCUCUGUGGAUGAACUUUCAGGCCAUGAGUCUAGCUUAACAGAUGAAGGGAUUGUGACAGAGCCAGAGACUGGCCCCAGUGACCCCUCCGAAAGGUCCUUUUUGGGGUCAGCAGGGGUUAAUUUGGGGUCACGAAUUGCUAGGGAUGUGCUAGGGCAGCCUGUCACCGUAUGGAAGCAAUCGGCUCUCCAUGAGGUGGAAGGGUUUAAGCAGGAAAGAGAGGAGAUGACAGAGAACAGCAUGAGUUGUACAAAUCGUCUGAAUGAAGCCAGCGUACCUCCCUCCUUGCCUCACGCUGCCUGUAUGGCUGAGAGUGACAGCAUUAUCAUGGACUUGAGUACCACCGCUGGUAUGAACAAUGUCAACACUACCAAUGAGGAGAUCAACACCAACAAUGCUGUGUCUCAGGGGUCAACUGGCACUGCAGGAGGAGCUGAAGCCCCUGCGACCCCCAGUGCUAUCCGUCGAAGGCGCAAGUUCUCUCCCUCUGGUAAUAACAACACAGGCUCUGAUUCCAGUAAUGGCAGUAAUGCAGAGUCAACAAUGGCAGCUGUUGGAAAUGGGGAGUCUACAGUCUACCGCUCUCUCAGUGACCCCAUGCCUCAGCGGCGGUGUUCUGUAGCAGAGGAAGGGAACAACAAUUUUUCCUCUGUGGACAGCAACUUGUUAGGAUCUCUAUCUGUCAAAGGAGGAGGAGGAGGUGCCCCAGAGUCCUCUGCUGUGGCCACCUUGUCAGAAUACAAAGGUAGUGUGGCCAGUGACUUGUCAGUAUACAGUGAUGGUGGACUCCGUGAUGAUGCUGUUAGUGACUACAGUGGGGUGAUCAGGAGCAUUGUAGCUGAGCCAGGUGCAAUGGACAGACUGAUGACUGAUGACCAUGGCAACGGCAAAGCUCCCAAGAAGAAAUCAUUCAGUGACCCCAGUCGCCGUAGUGAUGCCCCUUUACUUUCCCAGAAUGACCCUCAGUUUAAAGGUCAGUCCGGCAGCGCUGAGCCAAUCAGUGAGCUGGAUCAGCUUGGCCAGAUCCCACCUUCCAGCAGUGAACCAAUCCUGAGCGAGCAGAGAGAGGAACUUUGGAAGGUGGAAAGUCAGCCGAAACAUGCAUUGCCGACACAGCCAGAUCACUAUCACUAUGGAAACAGCAAUACUAAAGUCAAGAAGCCUCGCUCCAAAUCAGAAUGCACCCCUAACUCUGAUAAUCAUGAUGAUGAUGAUGUAAUAGACCAAGGUGGAGAACAGAAAGACGAAGAGGUGAACAAGUUUAACUUUGACCUUAAGCUCGCUGAGGUUCUGUCCCCCAGAAUGGUUCGUCGACCCUCCAGAAAGCGUCCAAAUAGGUUGGCUCAGUUUUCCCCUCUUGAGGACCCAUUUGAACCCCCAGAACCAGGUUCAGACAAGCAAGGGGAUCACAGGGUGUCAACUGACCUCACACCUCCUCUUCCUCCUCUCCAAUCCCCAUCCAAACCCAAACCCAGAUCCAAGCAUGUCCGCCAUGCCAGCGAACCUGCCACCUUUAUACCCAUCUCCCCACCUCCACAACUACAGCCACUGAAGGAAGGAGACUGCCUCGCGAUCCAACCCUCAGCAGAUCCUCCAUGUAAGACUCCAGCAGACGAGGCCCCAUCUCUAGAGGAUGUGACUCAGAAAUAUAUUCUGGAACGGAGCGCCCUUGAGAGAGACACUGAGGGCCCAGGGCCUCUGCCAGGUACCAGGGAUGGAACUGAGGGUUCAGUGUUGGAGGGACCCAGCGAGACUGGCACCAGUGGAAUUACAGAAGCUGGGCCUCAAAAGAAGGGUACAGAGGAUAUUCCAUCAACGCCUAUCCCGCAGAGGACCAAGCCUAGAGUGGACAUGAGGAGACAUGUGAUGAUGACACUCCUGGAUACAGAACAGUCAUAUGUGGAGUCACUACGCACUCUCAUACAGGGCUACAUGCGUCCUCUCAAACAGCCGGACAGCGGCUCCAUAGUGGACCCACUGCUGGUGGACGAGAUGUUCUAUCAGAUCCCUGAGAUCCUGGAGCACCACGAGCACUUCCUGGAGCAGGUUGCUGGCUGCGUCAGCCAAUGGCACGACCGGCAGACCGUUGGACACCUCCUCAUCCAAUCGUUCUCCAAAGAGACUCUUGCCAAUAUGUAUUCAGCGUACAUUGACAACUUUCUCAACGCCAAAGAUGCUGUGAGGAUUGCCAAGGAGGCCAAACCAGCGUUUCACAAGUUUCUGGAGCAAAACAUGCGUGAGAACAAGGAGAAGCAGGCUCUGGGUGAUCUGAUGAUUAAGCCGGUUCAGAGGAUCCCUCGAUAUGAGCUGCUGGUUAAGGACCUGCUCAAGCACACUCAAGAGGACCACCCGGACCACUCCUUCCUGCUGGACGCCCAGAGGGACAUCAAACGACUGGCUGAGAAGAUCAAUAAGGGCCGUCGCUCCGCUGAGGAGGCGGAGAGGGAGGCGAGAGUCAUCCAGGAGAUCGAGGCGCAUAUAGAGGGUGUCGAACAUAUUCUGAACCCCCAGAGGAAGUUUCUGAGACAGGAAAUUGUCAUGGAGGCGAAGACAGUGGGCGGGAAGAAGGACCGUUCUCUCUUCCUCUUCAGUGAUCUAAUCAUCUGCACCACUCUCAAGAGGAAGUCUGGCUCGUUAAGACGCAGCUCCAUGAGCCUAUACUCUGCUGCGAGUGUGAUUGAUACGUCCAGUAAAUACAAGUUCCUGUGGAAGCUUCCUCUAGAGGACGUGGAGGUGGUGAAAAGCUCCGCUCAGGCAACAAACAAGGAGAGCAUCCAGAAGAUGAUUAGCCGAUUAGACGAGGAUCUUAGUACACUGGGUCAGAUCAGCAAACUGUCUGAAACCAUCAGCUUCCCACACCAGUCCCUAGAUGAGGCGAUAAAGGAUCUGAUGGCCUCGGUGCACAGGGAGCUGUCAGAGAAACAGUCUUUGGCCUUCAGUAUGACCUUCCUGCCCACCAAGCUGGAGUUUACCACAGUCUCCGCUGAGAACACCUUCAUCUUUGAGUUCACCUCACCUGACGCUCGCUCCAACUUUGAACAGGCCUUUGAGGAAGCCAAGAAGAAGCUAGCUAUGAAUAAGGACCAGUGGGACCCUGAGUUCCUGAAGGCCAUUCCCAUUAUGAAGACACGUAGUGGAAUGCAGUUUUCAUGUGCCUCUCCCAGUCACAGCUGCCCUGACAGUGGCUGUGAGGUGUGGGUGUGUAACAGUGAUGGAUAUGUGGGACAGGUGUGUCUGUUGAACAUCAAAGAUGAGCCCACAGUGGAGGCCUGUAUCGCUGUCUGCUCAGCGAGGAUCAUCUGUAUUGCUGCUGUACCAGGACUGAAGGGGAGGGAGCGUGGAUCCGAGUCUGCCCCUCCCCCCGCAGCACCUGGCCACACCCAGCAGCAGCUGCAUAUAUCUAUCUCUCACUCAUCGCUAGAGCUGACGGAGCAACCCACAGGACCAGGGGCGGAGCUUGUCCCAUUUGACAGCGAUGACACUGAUGAUGAGGAUUCACCCAGCCCUUCUUCUACCCUACAGAGUCAGGCCAGUCACUCCACCAUAUCAUCCAGCUAUGGCAAUGACGAGGCUCCAGGCUCCAAAGACAUGGCUACAGAGACCACCAGCAGUGAGGAGGAACAGGAGUUCCCGGUGGCAAGUUCCUAUGGAGCUCCGGGGAUGUUAGGGGUUGGUGGAGGAGGCCGUGCUCACACAGAGAGCCCCAUGGACGGCCGCGCCAUGCGCCGCUCCUCCCGGGGCUCGUUUACCAGAGCAAGCCUGGAGGACCUGCUCAGCAUCGACCCAGAGGCCUACCAGAGCUCCGUGUGGCUCGGCACAGAAGAUGGAUGCAUCCACGUUUACCAGUCCUCAGACAACAUCCGCAACCGUAAAAACAGCAUGAAGAUACAACACUCAGCUUCCAUCCUAUGUAUACUGUAUUUGGACAACAAAGUGUUUGUGUCGUUGGCCAAUGGAGAGGUGAUAGUCUAUCAGAGAGAAGCAGGAAGUUUCUGGGACCCUCAGUCUUCUCAGACAUUAGUUCUGGGCACACCCAGCAGUCCUGUCACCAAAAUGGUUCCUGUGGGAGGGAAGCUUUGGUGUGGCUCACAGAACAGAAUCCUAAUUAUCAACACAACUACACUGGUACAAGAGCACUGGUUCCAGGUGGGCACAGACAGCAGCCGGUGCGUGACGUGCAUGGUGGCGUACGGUCAGGGUGUGUGGUUGGCGUUGCAGGGCAGUGCGCAUGUCAAAUUGUACCACGCUCAAACCUGGGAGAGCCUGACAGAGGUGGAUGUGGCACCGGCUGUGCACAAGAUGCUUGCAGGUGCAGAUGCGAUCAUCAGACAGCACAAGGCUGCCUGUCUGAGAAUCACAGCUCUGCUGGCCUGUAAAGAUCUGCUGUGGAUCGGCACCAGUGCAGGGGUGGUCCUCACACUGGCGAUCCCGGCAGUGACCUCAGGAACUGGAGCUGGCACACUGAAAUCCCCCCUGGUGCCAAUGGGCUCUGCUCACGGACACACGGGCCACGUUCGGUUCCUCACGUCAAUCGAACUACCGGAAGGUUUUGACAUGAACUUCCCUCCUCCUACACCUGACUCCACAGGCAACCAGUCCCAGAGCAGCAGCACAGUUGACGGGAGCCUCCAAAGGCGUGACUCCGCUCGCCGCAGAGCCUCCGCCCACCUCCCUCCAAAAAACAAUCAUCUAGUCAUAUCCGGCGGCGAUGGCUAUGAGGACUUCAGACUGACCAAUAGCAGUGAAACAGUCGGACGGGACGACAGUACCAACCAUCUUUUGCUUUGGAGGGUCUGAGACAAUCGUCCCCAGUUUGAACAACCUGACGCAACCUCCCUCUUGCUGAGAACAGUGCAUAAGUCCUGUAAUUUCCCCCCAAUCGGACAGUUUUUGGUGUUGUUUUAGUCUUCUGCUCGGUCCACCAGUCUCUAUGUGCAUAUGGCUGUCAACUCCCUCUUGGACUUACUAAUGAAUAUGAUCACUUCGGACCCAGUUUUCUUGUGUUAAUGUUCCUGGUGGCGUGCGUUGUUCCACACUGAGUGGUGUUAGUGCGUGUGUGUUUUUGCUUUUUUGGCAUUGGAUGUAUUCUACGUUUGGUCAUUACACUCAAGCCCUCACUGAAAGAGACAGAAGAAGACAGAGAAGGGAAAAAAUGUAUUGAGCACAUCCUCAAGCUUGACAGAUGGACGUGAGGUGAGAACAAGUGAAGAAAAGAUGGACGGAAGAGGAUUUGGACUCUGCAGGAUGCCAUUGCACAGGAAGUUGAAAGACAUUUAAGUGAAAUGAGACAUGAGUAAAGCAUGUUUCUCUGUUUUUGUUUUUGUUUUUUUGGACUUGGACAUCAACCCUUUACUGCCUCAUCACUUCAUCUUAACCUGAACUGAAAACAAAAAGCCUCCAGCUAAUCACAUGUCAUAACAAAAUAUAUCUAAUGAAUGGAAAUUAAGUGAAACAUACCAACACAGACUGAAGUUUGAUGGAUUUCUGAAUUUGGAAUUUGUGUUGAUUUUAAGCUUAGCAGAAAGAUUCAGUUAACGUCUACAAGCUUUUAAAGGAGUAAAAGAGGAACUGGUUUGGCUCCUUAAACCUGAUUGGCCAGCCACAUGCCUGGGUAACAAACCCUAAUGGCAGAUCUGAGAUCAGACCUUUCUGGGCAAAGUAGGGAUGUAAAAACAUCGACUCUUCAAUCAGUGCUUAUAGAUGCAAGACUGCUAAAAUCAUCCUUUCCCUUGAUCACGUAGAAAGAGAGUGAAUAUGAUUUAAGUGCAAUAUGUGGCAAGGCUAUCUAACAAGACUAUAAACACAUGGAUACACUCACACACAUUCAUUUCACAACCUUUCAUUCGAUAAAUCAGUAGUCAUUUGUGAAAAACAUAUCCUAUGUGUUUUUUCCACAGAUAAUCAUGUCAUAUCUGUUUUUCUUAUUUAAUUUUUUCAGCCAGUUUUAAGAUGACACAAUCGUAGAUGAUGCAUUGUCCCAUUGUCUGGUAGGAAAAAAGUGCAUUGGAGACAUUCCUCCUUAACAUGACUAUGCCAAAGCUUUUUAUGUGUUAAAGUUUUUGACAUUAAGGGAUCUGAAAGGAUUUCUUUUGCCAUGGAAUUUCAAUUUGUUGAGCGUUCCUCUAGUCAGGAAGGAAAUCAGGACGGAUGUUGCUGAUUUCUAUAGCAGGCUCUGUUAACUCCGAUGGUUAUGUACAGUAUUUAUGGUUUUUGAUUUUAGCGCCUUCUUUUACAGCACUUAAUUUAUAGAAGAUGUAGCUUUCACUUUUUUUUUUUUUGAGUUGAAGAACAAGGAGGCCUCUGCUUGAUUACCAGAAUAGAUAGAUAGGCGUUGUUGGGCUCAGGCAAACAGAAACUAGGGGAAUAAUGAUACAGUCCACUCAUGGUAAGAUUUGCUUGAUAUUUCAAUAAUUUUUCAACUCCACAAUGCAUAUUGUAGCAUUUUUGACAAGUAAAAGUAUCGUUUCGCCACUAAUGCACUAACACAUACACACAAACACCGAUUUCAAUAUUGAUUGUCGUUGGAAACAAGACAGAUGUGUGUUUGUGAGGAAAAGGAGUGCACAAGAUACAGAGUAGGUCAGAAGGACAAAUGUUGAGCACCUGCAUGUGCCUUCAGAAGGCUAAAAGUUAAGCCAUUUUACACACACACACACACAAGCACACACACAUACAGUGAAAAGUCAGCUCUCCAUCUGUCCUACAGCAGAUGUCUGUGGAAGUGAAGGAUGACUCUGACUUGUCCUUGCGCACACCUUAGCCUCAGUCUUUGGGGUUAAGCGGUGAUUGUUUUUGAUCCCUUCAAGCCUAGAAAGCCUCACUCCACCUUGCCAGCCAUCUGGGCACUUCACCUCAGCUUUCCCACAUCUUAACGCAUCAACAUUCGGUUAACUCUUCCACUGUGAGAAGGGCUAACAGUUAAGAGGAUUAGCUUGCCGUUAUGAUAGCCGCUUACUAGCUAAGUGAGCUUUUUGCCUCUGUAAAAUGGAAAGGCCCGUGUGUGCGAGCCCUCCGCAAGUGCUCUGUUAUUUGGAGCUUGUUUGUGAUUUUCUGCCAACAAUUGAAGCGAAAUUCCAGUUAGCUUUUGGUAGCCUGUGAAGAGUACAAUGGGGGAAAGUUCGGAAGUUUUAACAAACGUUAUAGGAAUAGUUUGACAUUUUGGGAAAUAUGCUUGUCGAGUGUUAAAUGAGAAGAUUGAUACAACUCUCUUGUCAGUACAGUAAAUAUCAAGCUACAGCUAGAAACAAAUUAGCUUAGCUUAGCAUAAAGACUGGAAAUGGGGAAACAGCAAGCCUGCUCUGUCUAAAGGUAACCAACUCUGCCUAGUAGCACCUCUAAAAUCACUAUUUAACAUGUUGCAUCUCGUUUGCUUAAUUCACACAGAAACAGAAGUGUUGAAAUGACAUGUUAAUUUAGACAGACAGAGAGUGGUAUCCAUUUUUUCAUUUAACUCUCAGAAGGAAAGCUUCUGAGACAUUUAAUUUCUCAAUAUGUCAAAUUAUUCCUUUAAUGUUUUCUAACAUAAACUUAGCUGACAUGUUCUGAUGUGUUUGUUUUUUUAUGUUCUGUAUGAUUCACAACAACUCUUACAUUAUGUUCUCAGUGCCAAAAGCUGUCAGUCCACCCUAUGAAAAUGCUGUAUACCCAUGCUGGCUGUAGGGCCUGAGGGAGUGAAUGCCCUGCCGAAUGGAAAUAGUCUGUUUUCUGUGAACAAUGAAAGAAAAAAUUGUGGGUGUUUAGAGCAACAUCUGUGUGCAAUCUGUGCUUGUACCUGCACUUUUGGAGCAGUGUUUCUCAAACUGUGAGGGUCAUGACCUCUCAAUGGUCAAUAAUGUGUUUUCUGGGUGUCACAAAAUUUCUUUGUGUCCUAGGCUGAAAACAGUAUGACAAGUAUGUUUGAUGACCCAUACUCAUGUUUUCCUACAACAAAUCACUAACAUAGUUUGAAUAAAUAACUCUCAAUUCAGCUGAUUCAGGAAGUUUAGUAGAUUUUCUUUAAAAUCAGAAAAAAUAUUUGCCUUAAGAAUAUAUUUUUACAUUUCUGGUGUUGAAUCCAGUGAAAUUAAACUGACUCCUCAUUUUAUACACACAUACACGCUCUUAGAUAUGAAGUAAAACUGAUCCCCAUGCUCAUUUGACUAUUUGAUCGAGAGAAAUAAGCAUGUUGUGUGCCAGUUAAAGGAACAGAAGAUUUAUACUUCACUCUCACCAUCACAUGAAACUCAUUCUAUCAUCACUGUAACUCUAAGCAACUUGUAACUAACCUCCUCAUGCCCAUAUGUGGACGAAGUCUUUAUUGUUGUAAAUAUUGGUAUAUAUUGCCUUUUUUCUGUAAAUAGUGCACCCACGGCCCUCAAUUGUUGAUAUGAAUCUAAUGGCAUAUUUUUAUAUAUUUGUGUAAGGUUUGUUUGUAUUUUUUUUUCUCCUUCUGGCAUGCGCUGUCAGUCACAUUUAAAUUAUAACUGUCAUCUUUCCAAAAGGAGACAAGAUGGCCUCUGUUGUCACCAGAGCGACUGAAUAGAUAGCUGGCUGUUUUCACCGGUAGCCAUGUUGGCUCCAAAACUUUAUGUUUGCCUUGUUGCGGAUGUCUACGAGAGGGAAAACAACGUGGCAGACCCACAUGCUGCCACCUGGUCAUAACUCUGUUUAUCUCCGGGUCUGGUUGACAUCCUGCUCAGUUGUCACAGUUUCAGUCUGAGAGUUACUUCCUGUAUGUAGCUGUUCUUGUUUUGUCACUGUGGGUUCCUCUUUGUAAUUAAAUCAGUUCACUGGUGUCA